AAACGAACGUCGCGCAGUGGAUCUGCAACUGCGGACGGCAGAAAUAUAGCGCGUACCAUGUUUGCAAGCAUUUGGUUCAAGCCGUGAAUCCCCCGCCGAUCUCCUUCUGGAACCACGUUCACCGCCGUCGCACUUCCCCUCUAUACCGCCAUCCUGCUUUAGUCUCCCGCGAGACGGCACUCGUCCCCACUCCCUACAUGGACCCCGACUUGGGCAGUAUCACGGACGGCGACGAUCAUCUCUGGUCCGGUAACCCCUCCGACCUUGAGGACGGGAGCUGGCGAUCGGGUCGGCUGGCCACUUCCCUUCCGCGCAAUGAGCGCGUCGUGGACGUUUCUCCGCCCGCCGCCGGGGAGGUCUCGGAGAAGGCGACUGAAGUCGAUAGCGCGACGGGUUCGCUCGCAUCUGGUCCCGUGUUGUCUCCCGACGACGCUUCGCAGCCUCAAGCGCAGGAUCUUCGAGGGGAUGUUAGCGAGGAUGAAGACGACAUAGUCGAUACCAAUCUCGAAUGGUUUCGCGCACAGAUCGCCACGCAUGAGGCCGGCCUCGAACUCCUCAAGAAGCAAUUGGUGCUGCCUCCUUCCGAUAGCGCGCUCUUUAUCGCCCGGCUGAAGGCACGAGACUUCGGCCGCGAUAUGGUGGAGCUUACGCAGGACAUGUUCCAUGUCGAGAGCACUGGUCGCAAGCGGUCGACUACGUGGGCACGCGCAGGCGACGCACCUCGCAAACGACGACGCCUCAACAACACCCUUGGCUACCAUCGCACGUCGUCAUCGUGUGCUGCUAGCAGCGCGCGAGGGUCGUCACCUGCGGCACCGGUCAUCCCCGACCUGCAGGCUGCUGACUCUGAUGCUGAGGUGUGUGGUAGCCCCAGUCACUCCAUCGCUCUGUUCACACCUCAACAGGACUGCUGAGCAUCGCUGCUGGAGGUCCCCUAUGCCUACCCAUUCACUGACCGCCCCCCAUGCUACAUAUUCCCUUGCCAAACAUACUCCAUCCUCCUCGAGCCUCAUAUGUUUUACUUGCUGUUCUGACUUGCCUACCCCUCCCCUUGGACCUGAACUGCAUAGAUAACAUGUCUAUCUACUACUUUGUAUACUUAUAAUGACUCUAGGUCUCGUCACGUAGUCUAUACUUGAACUUGGACAAGGGACUCUACACGAAGUUUUGUUAUGUUUGUAUUACUAAUCACGCAUAUUCCGGUCGAUUUUCUGCUAGUCUAUGGGCUCUAUGCUGUAUAUAGAAUGUUAUAUUCCACCAGAAGGUACACAGGAAAGGCAAACAUAGCCAGGUGCACGACUUCGGUGCGUUGGCGGCGCGGCACGUGGCAGGUCACGUGGCUGACGCUACUGGGGCAAUAGCGCUCAGUCGCGGCGGCACGUAGCAUGUGG
Schizophyllum commune H4-8 is the source of this 1391-nucleotide messenger RNA. RefSeq lists its product as uncharacterized. Lineage: Eukaryota; Fungi; Basidiomycota; Agaricomycetes; Agaricales; Schizophyllaceae. The record is from RefSeq and is a predicted model, not a curated record. The transcript is spliced from 2 exons. The annotation marks the transcript as partial.